Molecule: messenger RNA, 954 nt
Organism: Photinus pyralis (common eastern firefly)
Lineage: Eukaryota; Metazoa; Arthropoda; Insecta; Coleoptera; Lampyridae
Gene: Sar1
Product: GTP-binding protein SAR1b
Exons: 6
Coding region: 155-736 (193 amino acids)
Biological process (GO): vesicle organization; intracellular protein transport; endoplasmic reticulum to Golgi vesicle-mediated transport
Cellular component (GO): COPII vesicle coat; endoplasmic reticulum exit site
Molecular function (GO): GTP binding; GTPase activity
Source: RefSeq, a predicted model, not a curated record
GAUCUUUGACUUCGGCCAAAGUAGUGUAGUUCUGUGCACCGCUAACGUCUUAAAAAUUUAAAAUUUUGUACGGUAUUGUCCCUAGUCAUCUUAACUCCAAUACAAAGACUUUAUUUUCUCCCCUUCACGUUAAUAACUAAAUACUUAAAGUACAAUGUUUAUAUGGGACUGGUUUACUGGUGUUUUAGGAUACUUAGGCUUAUGGAAGAAAUCAGGCAAGCUGCUCUUCCUAGGGCUGGAUAAUGCAGGCAAGACUACACUACUACACAUGCUCAAGGACGAUCGGCUCGCUCAGCAUGUUCCCACGUUGCAUCCCACUUCAGAAGAAUUGUCAAUCGGUAACAUGAGGUUUACAACGUUUGAUUUAGGAGGACAUACACAAGCUAGAAGAGUUUGGAAAGACUACUUUCCAGCAGUAGAUGCAAUUGUAUUUUUAAUAGAUGCCUUCGAUAGACAAAGAUUUGUGGAAAGCAAAAAAGAACUGGAUUUACUUCUCACUGAUGAAACGUUAUCGAACUGUCCGGUUCUUAUACUAGGAAAUAAAAUAGAUCUCCCUGGAGCAGCGUCAGAAGAUGAAUUAAGAACUUCUUAUGUUCUCUAUAAUCAAACAACAGGAAAGGGUAAGGUGUCAAGGCAGGACUUACCUGGUCGUCCAUUGGAAUUAUUUAUGUGUUCAGUUCUAAAGCGACAAGGUUACGGUGAAGGUUUCCGUUGGUUAGCGCAAUAUAUUGACUGAACCACAUCAUUAACUAAAAUCGUCACAUUUUAUAACCGGUUACCAGUCACCAAUGGACUGUUACAAUACUAGUGGUGUUGUUUAAAUUGUUCAAGCCAUAUGAUCAUUUUUGUUGUGUAAAUUAGUUCAAUGUAAGUAUUUGUUAUGUAGUCAUAAUAAAUUUAUAACUUUCCUUAAACCGGUUAAUGUGUGGUAAUUAAAUGUUACUGUCAAUAUGG